Molecule: messenger RNA, 1217 nt
Organism: Panicum virgatum (switchgrass)
Lineage: Eukaryota; Viridiplantae; Streptophyta; Magnoliopsida; Poales; Poaceae
Exons: 2
Coding region: 415-1182 (255 amino acids)
Source: RefSeq, a predicted model, not a curated record
AGUAAUAUUAUUGCAGAUUCGAGUUAUUAAUGCUUGCUGCGUGUUACACAACUAUGCACGGGAUAGGCAGCAUCAUAAGGAUGAUUUAUUGUUGCCGGAAGUGGAUGCUGAACUAGCUGAUGCGCCAAUUGAACCUGUAGAUGAUGCUAACUUAAUUACUAGUGUUCAAGUCACUGCUGAAUGGAACUCUUUUAGAGAUCAGCAUGCCAAUGACAUGUUUGAUGAGUACCUUUUGAGGCAUGGUGAACUAGAGAUGGAGUAGGCCGUGUGGGAUAUCUUUUGUGUCAAAGCUGGCUGCAUUAUUUUGUGUUGGGCAGCUAGUGUGUGGUGCCUUUUGUGAACUUUUAUGCAUGCACCAUAUAGUUUGGCAUACUAACUUUUGUGGUAUUUUGACAAAUAUAUGUGAUUAGCACCAUGGCUACAACAAAAGGAAAUAAGAGGGUCUAUCUCACUUGGACUGAUGAGAUGGACGCUGCAUUGCUGGCUGUUCUCGUGGAGCAUCACAACAAUGGUGAUCAUGCCCAAAAUGGUUGGAAGCCACAUGUCUACAAUGCUGCUAUAAGGAAUGUACGUGAGAAGUGUAAUGUGGAGAUCACAAAGGACAAUAUAGCAUCAAGGUGCAAAACUUUUGACAAGCACUAUGAGGUCAUUAGCAAGAUUCUUUCUCAGAGCGGCUUUGGCUGGGAUUGGGUUAAUGAUAAGCUGUUAAUUGAUAGUGAUGAUGUUUGGAAUAAAUAUAUGGAGGCUAACAAGUCAGCAGCUUGCUACAAGAACAAAGUAGUGAAGAAUUGGGAUGCAAUCAGUACUAUUUAUUCAAAAGAUCAUGCCAAUGGUCAAGGUGCUCAGACAGGUGCUGAGAGUGCUCAAGUUCUACCUGAACAAGUUGAUGAUGCAUCACCAGAUUUGCCCCAAAAGAAGCAGCGAACUGGUGAGGCCAUUCUAUCUAUACUAGGAGAUAUGAAGACCUCAUUCAAUGAUUCUUUGAAGUCCACCGAACCACUACCGAUGCCUAGUGUUACUUCUCCUGCUGAGAUCCUUGCAACACUUCAAAUGGUACCUGAUUUGGCUAGAUCUGACAUGCUAAAAUCUUAUGGGAAGUUCAUCCUUAAUGAACGCUUAUUCCAAGCGCUCCUGGAACUCCCCAUGGACAUGAGGAAGGAAUGGCUCUUGUUGUUGAACUAAAAGAAUGGCAAUUGAGGGUGGUACUGUAUGGUUGU